CGGUGCUGGUUGCUCGAUUUUCCUACUCCCUUCCGGUUUUUCAUUGCUCGGUUUCCGGCCGCGUGCGUUCCCUCGCGUGAUCAUCAUCCGAUCAAUUCGCACCGACGGCGCAUCCGCGUCGGUCCCAUCGAACGAAUUCUGCCGAGAUCUCCGAGUGAAAACAACGAUAGAAGACUGUCAACGAUCCCGGCGACCGCCAAGGACACGCCUACUCGACGUACUUCCGGACGCAGUGGACGCCUGGACAUCCGGUGCAGUGUUGUUUUUCUCGUGGGGAAUUUCAGUGCGAAUUCUCUAGACGCAAGUCCUCGCACCGCGGACGUCGAGUUCCAUAAAGUUUCACGGAGUUUGACAGAGUUUCACGGAGUUUGACGGGGUUUGAGCUGACUGGUUUCGUAAAGUUCGGACAGUUGAGUGACUCACGGGGCCGCCGGUGCGAGAUUAGGCUAUCCUCGAUGGCGACGACCGUUCAUUGUGAUUGGACUGCGUUUGUUUGAGCGAGUUUGGGACACCCGGGGCCGAGGUUCGAACGAGAAUUCGAAUUGCCGGCUCGUCGGACUGCCGUUUCACGAGAUAAUCGGCGGCGGUAGGAGGAUGCUUGGCACAGUUUGAGGCGGUUUGACACGGUUUAAAGCGGUUUGACACGGUUUGAGACGAUUCGAGGCGACGGGACUUCGCGGAACGGACUCUCCGGGCUGGGGAAAAAGGUGCUCGGGACUCGGAGGAGCGGGGCUCGAGUGAGUCGCUGGCUGGGAUAACUGGCGAGAACGAGUCGCCGGGGCCCGGUUCCCGAAGAAUUCCUCGCAGAAGAGACGAGACGUCGGGAUGAUGAAGACGCCGCUGCGUGGUCCGAAGUGACUGAAGUCGGCACCCUGACGUCGGCCCGAUGGCCAGCCAUCGCUCGGGGAGGAUGCGAUGAGACGAUGUGACCGGAAGCUCCGAGGAAACGGCGAUGACCAGCUCCUGAGCUGCCGAAACCGGAAGUCGUCAGUCAUCGUGGUGGUGACGAAGAGGUGCGAAAGAUGCCACGACCGUCGAGGGACACAUACGGCGACCAGAAGCCGCCGUACUCGUACAUUUCGCUGACCGCGAUGGCGAUCUGGUCGUCCAGGGACAAGAUGCUGCCUUUGGCCGAGAUCUACAAGUUCAUCGCGGACCGGUUCCCCUACUAUCGCAAGGACACCCGCAGAUGGCAGAAUUCGCUGAGGCACAAUCUGUCUUUUAAUGACUGCUUCAUCAAGGUGCCGAGGGGUCCGCACCGACCCGGCAAGGGCGCGUACUGGGCGCUCCACCCGGCAGCCCUGUCGAUGUUCGAGAACGGGUCGCUGCUUCGCCGCCGGAAGCGUUUCAAGCUGCACAAGCCGGACAAAGAGCUGCUAAAAUCGGAGCUGCAGGCGCUGGCAUCGGCGAUGCCGCCGCCGCACUCGGAGUCCUCGCCGGUGUUGUCGAUAAACCCGAGCGUCCAGUCGAGCAGCCUAACAGUGGCGAACCUGUACCGUCUGCGGGACGAUCUCCUCCGUUGGGAGCUCCAAGAGCACCGUCAGACCAUGACUUCCGGCGGCAACAGUUCCCCGGGGUUCCCAGCGCCAGAGCCCGGGUCCAGCUACUACCUCCUAUCGCCGGAGGUCCGACAGAGACUGGCCGGGACCGACGAGAUCCUGCGCGGCUACGACAGCAACCUCCUGCAGACCGGAAACUGGAGCUUCCCGGGGUUCCAGGUGUCCCCGUACGUCUCCCAGCUGUCCUACUUCCAGACCGAGCUGCCGGACACCAGACAGAUCUGUCCGGCGGCCACGGAGCCCAGCAUCCCCGAGAAAACCGAGCCGAGAAGCUUCGUGGACGUGGCGAGGAGCUCCGCCGCGGAUGACACCAAAAUGGCCGCCGCCUGUUUGCCGCUCGAGCCCCUGCCCAGCCAGACCACGAUCCAGCCCGAGCUGAAGAAGAAGAAGAAACCGUUCACCAUCGAGAAUAUCAUGGCGCCCGACGACGAACAGAUCUCGAGGAACCUCGACGACUCCAAGAGGGGCCAUCUUCUUGCACCGAGGCCGCUCUACGCCGCCGGUUUCCCCUUCGGACUCGCCAAGGUACCUUACGAAACUGCCACCUGAAUCCAGGGACUUGUGGAUCUGUGAUCGCCGCAACUCGGUCUCGGACGUGACGCGUCGUGUGGUUCGUGAAGUUCUACAACGGGGUUGUCGAGAUGGCAUCCGCGCCGGGCAAUACGGCGGACUGGGCUUCGGCGAUGGGCUGCUGAUGAGGUUGUUCCUUGUUCUUGUGUCAGCUGCGAGAUUUAUCGGAGUUCGGGAAAUAGGUUGGAGUGGCGGGCGAUGGCUGACGCGUUGGAGAUGGUAUGGUCAUUAUGCUGUGUGCUAAUGACUAUACGUCAAUGUUCAACAGCAGAUUCGGUUGUAAGGUUCCUGAGGCGAUUUGAAGCAACUUUUUCCUUAGCGAAAAUGCGAUUCGCUGU
Molecule: messenger RNA, 2467 nt
Organism: Megalopta genalis
Lineage: Eukaryota; Metazoa; Arthropoda; Insecta; Hymenoptera; Halictidae
Biological process (GO): regulation of transcription by RNA polymerase II; anatomical structure morphogenesis; cell differentiation
Molecular function (GO): RNA polymerase II cis-regulatory region sequence-specific DNA binding; DNA-binding transcription factor activity, RNA polymerase II-specific
Source: RefSeq, a predicted model, not a curated record